GCUCUGCGCACCCGGAGCCGGCCGGCCGGGCCCAGGGCGGGCGCGCAGCCCGAGGUGUGGGGCCGCAGGCGGCGGGCGCGGGGAGAGCCAGCCGGCUGGGUACGCACGGGCCCGGUACGCACACCCGCCGCCGCGCCCCGCGCCGCGUUUGCCCGUGCCUGCGCACCGGGAGGCGGCGGCCAGGCCGCGCCCGACACGACUGGCUGGGGUCCCGACGGCGACCGGCACGGCGAGGGGCUGUAGGAGCAGGAGGGCCGGGGGUCCGGCCAUGGCGCUCGAUUUCCUGGCUGGAUGCGCCGGGGGUGUGGCAGGCGUGCUUGUGGGACACCCGUUUGACACGGUCAAGGUGAGUCUCUGCUCCCUGCUUCAGCCUCUGCCACCAGGGCGCAGCCUGCAGGGUGGGGGCGGCCGCAGGCCCCUUUCCCGCGUCCUCAGUUUCUGAAGGAAGGUGGAAGGGGGGCUCUCCAGGGUGCUUGGGGGCCGGAACCUGCCCUGAGCCUUUGUCCUCCCCCCUCCCAGCACUGGGUUCAUGGCCACGUGCACUCUUGGGCCCACCACUGCCCCAAACGCUUCCUUGAAAGAGCGGUCGAGAGAGGAAAGCUACAAGCGUGUCGGGCUUUGCCACUGACGUGAACGUCCCAGAGCCGUGACGAGCGCCGCGCUGCACCUGGUGGCGGCCCUGGCUCCAGCCGGUGCUGUGGGCCUGCGCUCCCUCCGCCGCCGCAGGACAGAAAGCAGGAAAGCUGUCCUCCAGCCGCGGCUUCCCAGGUCCUGGCUGGGUCUUAUGCUCCUCACUCGGCCAGGGCUUUCCUUGCCGCUUUGCCUGCGAGCGGCCGGGCGGGCGGCCAGGCCCUGCGCUUGGCACCUUCCCGUGGGGUGAGGGCGGAGCUGGAGGCGAGACACGUCCUCUGGGGCUGGGCAUCCUGCCUGCCCACUGUUUCUCAGUGAACCCAGGUGUUUGCUGGCCUCGUUCACCGCGGGCUGGGCUUUCCUGCAGUGCAGGCAUGAGGCCUGGCCUUAAGCUCUGGCUCUGACCUUAAAACAUUCUGCCUGGGCCUCGAGCAGGUCCUGCUCCAGCUGGUUGGCCACCUGACCUUGGCCCGUGACUGUACCUCUGGGCCCAGGUGUUCUGCAAAGCUGGAGUGGGGUGAGAUCCCCAGGGGCGCCCCCCCCCCCCCCACCGCGCUGUGCUGUGCUGAGCAGUACCAGGUGCUUUACAAAGUUUGUGAGAGAUGGGAUUAAAAGACAGUUUAAUUUUGUUGCAGAAACAUUGAAUUCCAUGCAUAGUUUUCUCAGAAUACACAUUAUUCAUGAUCUUUUUGAAGGCCCGUGUGUACCUGGAUUUCAAAAGAUUUUUUUUUGCACCAAAAUAAGCCUCCCCGUUAAUUCCAUUUUCGUGACUUGUUUGUAGCAUGUUCUGUGUUGGACUAAAUGCCAGCUCUGAGAAGCACCCCGUGGGGAACAGGCUUUCUUGGGAAGCAGGGAUGAGUUCCCCACGUGGGCCUGCCACGCGCGAGGCUCUGGCCAGGCCACCCUGUGAAGCUGCCCACGAUGGCCUGCCAGCGCCCACCCACACUGCACUUCUGUCUUGAGGCUGUGUCCCGCCAGGUACCUGGGCUUGGCGGAGGCCGGGCCUGUCCGAGCCUGCUGCGGGCUCGCAAGCCCCUUGGUCAGGCCCAUGAGCCAGGUGCACUUCCCACCCCUCUGGGUACGAGCCCCCGAACUCCACCUCCCUGGCACCUCUGGGAAGGCCACCAGGAUGGCAUGUGGGCGGCCCGUCCUGCUGUGCGGUGCCCCCCACGGGCUUCAGCAGGAGCCUGUCCCCAGCAGCGCUGGUGUUCUGCUGGCCACUGGCUGUUGUCACGGUCGAACAUUCCCGGGAAGAGGAAACUGGGAAAUGUGGAAAAGCCAGCGAUCUCCUCGCCCCAGACAGCUCAGCCGUCCCACUUUGUGCCCUGCCUCCUGCACCCACCCGCACAGCGCGUGCCAGGCAUGGGAAGUUCAGAAUGCCACCAUUCAGAAUGGGUGGGCCUUAGGUCUGUGCACAGCUGGGGGCUGGCUUUCUAUAAUAAAAGUAGUACAGGGUUUUUGUUUGUUUUUUAAAUCUUGGCCUUGUGACCGAGGUGCAUAAACUGGUCUGCAAAGCCAGUGGCUUGUGCAUCCCUCCUCCGACCCCUGUGCAGGAUUCCACUGCCAGACAGCCCCCGCUCCCCGACUCCCAGCCCCCGCUCCCCGACUCCCAGCCCCCGCUCCCCGACUCCCAGCCCCUGCUCCCUGACUCCCAGCCCGCACUGCCCCAGCUUCCCUCUCCGGGGGUCGCCUUGCUCACUUGCGCCCUUCACACAGUUGGAGCUGUCCUGUGCAAUACGUUAGGGACACCCGUGUACAGUGCCGUCCAUGGCUCUCACAUCUGCACUUGGUCCCUCUGGGCCGUGGAGCACGCAGGAAUCCCCGGUCUGGGUCCCCCCACCACGGUCCCUGGGCUCGGCUGCCUUCCCUGUUUCUGGCUGAAGGUAGCUCUCUGUCUUGCUCCACCGGGCCUGUGGUAAUCUGUGCUUCGCCGCCCCUGGGCAGGGGAGGGGACAGGGCGGCGGGGGGCUGGCGGCGGGGCUCAGCACCUGGAAGUGAUGUUGCCAUUUUGUGCUGCUUUAACCGCCUUUACUUUCUGAGCUAGGGGCUGCCUCCAUGCAUAGCCAAAGUGUAACUUUGUUGUAGAUGAGCGUAAGCCUCUGCCGGGAGAGCACUAGUAAGUACAGACCAGGUGAACCUCCGUCCUCGGCUCCUGCCCGCCCAGACCCCGCCCUGCCGCAGCCACAGGUCCUGCUGGAGAAACUCGGCCCCACCCCCCGGCCCCCGCCCUGUGGGGGCUCCAAGCCUCCUGGGCUCAUGUGCAAGUGACGGUUUUGCUGGGGUGGACCCAGCCUCGGCACGAGUCCCUGGAGAAGACCUUGUCGCCCCGAACACUGAGAACCUCAGAUCCAGGCGGCGUGGGACUGGAGCCACUCGGCCACGUGUCACACAUGGACUGCUGGGCAGCGAGGGCCCCUCACGGACCUGAGGGGCGGACAGAGUGGGCAUGGGCCUCUGGCCGCUCCGGCUGAGGGGCUGAGUUGACCUGACCUGCAGAGCCCAAGGGACGCCACCGGGCGCCAGCGGAAGCCCCACCUACUUCUGCCAGCACAGCCCUCUCGGCGCCAGGGUCGGGGGCCGCGGGAGGACCUGACCCCCCCAGAACGCUGAAGGGAGGGAGAGAGACCUCACGUCACAGAAACGGCACCUGAGCCAGAGCGCGUGGUGUCAGAUGUUCAACACCCCCUCCUGCUGGGUCCUGGCAGGGGCGGGGCAGCGGGUGCCGCGGUGCCCUGAGUGGAGGUCCCGGUGUGCAGAUGGCGCUUUUUCCCAAUGAGUCUUUUUUUUUUUUUUUUUAAAGAUUUAUUUAUUUAUUUGAAAGAGUUAUACAGAGAGAGAGGCGAGGCAGAGAGAGAGAGAGAGAGAGAGGUCUUCCAUCUGAUGGUUUGCUCCCCAGAUGGCCGCAACGGCCGGAGCUGCGCUGAUCCGAAGCCAGGAGCCAGGAGCUUCCUCCAGGUCUCCCAUGUGGGUUUCAGGGGCCCAACGACUUGGGCCAUCCUCUAUUGCUUUCCCAGGCCAUCGCAGAGGGCUGGAUCGGAAGAGGGGCAGCCAGGACUAGAACUGGUGCCCAUAUGGGAUGCCGGCGCUUCAGGCCAGGGCAUUAACCUGCUGCGCCACAGCGCUGCCCCCCCCCCCCUUUUUUUUUCUUGUAAGUGCACUUUCCAGCAGAGGGUCCACCUGUCCUGGUGGAGGGACUUGGCAGAGGCUCCCACUCCCAGGCCGAAGAAGCCCCCGUUCCCUGUCAGGGUGCUCCCUGGCCAGCACGACCACUUGUGUCCAUGGAGACUCCGGGCAGCUGAGGCCACCCUGCAGAAUGUCACCAGCCUCCUUGGAAUGGCACCCACCUGGGCGGGUGAUUCCGAUGCCCGGAAGAGAUGAAUACGGAGACCCCCGCUCCCUGCCUGUGCUGCCCACACUCCGUGGCCCUGGCUGUAAUAGUGGGAGGGCAGCUCCUGGGGGUGUGACUUGACCGAGUUUAACCCCGCGAGGCAGAUUCCCAGUUCAGGCCCUGUCCCUCCUGCCCUGCGUCCCAAGGGCAGAGAUAAGCUCCUGGUUGACAGCGCCUUGACGUGCCUGAGGAUCCGGGCAGCUGCACCUGCCGUGGGGGCCCCCAGGAGUGGGAGAGUUAGGACUACCCCUCCUCCUGUAAGGGGCCACUGGGCAGAAGUCAGCGAGUCCCAUGGAGCCGAGGCUAGAGGCCUGUGACACCUGGCACCUGGUGUGGACAGUGAUGGGACGUUAGCUCAGGAGCCCCCUCUGGCCCCAGCCCUGGUUUGGGACGCCGGCCACUCGGCAGGAUGACAGGUGUCCCUUGCACAGCCAGUUGGUUCUGGGAGGUAGUUUGUGUCCCUGGAGUGCAGUGUGCAGUGAAGGUAGAAAUGGGAGGCUUUGCCUCAACCACCUGAGAUUUUGGGGACCCCUGUCUACAGCUGGUUGUCCCUGCAGCUGUUUGCCCACAAGCACCCCUCCCUGAAGAGGCCUGGACUCCUGGCCCUGCCCCACCCCGAAAUUCCAAGAGCCACAGGAAGCUGCAGGCUCCCUUCCUGAUGCAGCCUGCCUCAGGCCUCCCCCAGGGCAGGGGAGUGGGUGUUCUGGCUCUGGGCUCCCCCGCCUCUCACUGGGCCCCACCCUUGCAGGUGCGGCUGCAGGUGCAGAGCACGGAGAAGCCCCGGUACCGCGGGACCCUGCACUGCUUCCAGACCAUCGUCAAGCAGGAGAGCGUGCUGGGCCUGUACAAGGGCCUGGGCUCGCCCCUCAUGGGGCUCACCUUCAUCAACGCGCUUGUGUUCGGCGUGCAGGGCAACACGCUGCGGGCGCUGGGCCAAGACACACCGCUGAACCAGUUCCUGGCCGGCGCGGCGGCGGGCGCCAUCCAGUGCGUCAUCUGCUGCCCGAUGGAGCUGGCCAAGACGCGGCUGCAGCUGCAGGGCGCGGGCCCAGCCCGCACCUACAAGGGCUCCCUGGACUGCCUGGCGCAGAUCUACCGGCGUGAGGGCCUGCGCGGCGUCAACCGAGGCAUGGCGUCCACGCUGCUGCGCGAGACGCCCAGCUUCGGCGUCUACUUCCUCGCGUACGACGUCCUCACACGCGCGCUCGGCUGCGAGCCUGGCGAGUCCCUGCUGGUGCCCAAGCUGCUGCUGGCGGGCGGCGUGUCGGGUAUGGCGUCCUGGCUCUCCACCUACCCCGUGGACGUGGUCAAGUCGCGGCUGCAGGCCGAUGGGGUGCGGGGCGCCCCGCGCUACCAUGGCAUGCUGGACUGCGCGCGCCAGAGCUACCAGGCCGAGGGCUGGCGUGUGUUUACGCGGGGCCUGGCCUCCACGCUGCUGCGCGCCUUCCCCGUCAACGCCGCCACCUUCGCCACUGUCACCGUGGUGCUCAGCUAUGUGCGCGGCCCCGAGGCCACCCCCGCGGGGCCGGCACUGGCCCAGCCCUCCAGCCUGUGAAGCGCCCAGCCUCGGUCCGCAUCGCACCGGGCUGGGCUGUGCUGGGGACGUCACUAGGAUGGACACGACGUCAGGGAUAUGCCUGUGCGGUGCCCUGGCCUGGGACUGGUACUAGAGGUCCGCUGGAGACCCAGCCAAGCGCACCGGCCUGCAGGCUGGCUCCACCAGCUGCGAUGUCCUGCUGCGGGCUUCCCGGGCAUUCGGAACUCCCCGUCUCUUCCCCAGCCCCACAGACACCUCUGGGCUCUGCUGGGGACAGAGGGCAGCCUGGAGAGCCUCCUGGUGUGCCUCUUCUACCUGUGUGUCUCAGCCCCUGGCUUGCCCGUGGCCUGGGCCUCACCAGGAAGUCACUGCUAGGUUGUUCGGCUGUGGCACAGGCAAGCCCCUGCACCUCUGGACCUCAGACUGCCUUUCUGUGAAAUGGGGACAUGAGUCAGCUGGGGUCUGGGUCGCUGGCCCAGGAGCCAGCCAGUGCUCCCCAAGGUCCACAGAGGGCCCAGUAGGGAAUGGUGUGGGCUGGAACUAAGGCCAGACACGCCGACGGUCCGUUCCUCCUGUGGCCAGCAGAUGGUGUCUCCCAGGCAGCGAGGGGCUGAUGGUGGGCACAGGUGUGGCCGGUUGGGACCCCUCCAGGCCGGGGAGUGCCAUAAGCUCUGUGCCCAGCUCUGGCCUGGCCACCGUACAGGAACCUUGGAAGAAAUAAAGGACCCUGGAUUUUUAA
Oryctolagus cuniculus (rabbit) is the source of this 6294-nucleotide messenger RNA. NCBI's taxonomy places the organism in Eukaryota, Metazoa, Chordata, Mammalia, Lagomorpha, Leporidae. The record is from RefSeq and is a predicted model, not a curated record.